UCCCGAGUGGAGAGAGAGAGAGAGAGAGAGGUAGUAUUUGCGCGUGUUUGUGUGUGAGAGCCAGUGAGCGAGAGGCCGUGCGCGUGUGUUGCGGAGUCGUACAGCUAUGCGGAGACCGUGCCGUGGAGUUGUGUUGCCGUCACGCGCUGUUACGCACUGACAGCCACUUUACCGAGGAGGCUCGGAGCGUUGGAGGGGGUUUGUUGGACACAGAAAGGAGAAAAGGGGUUUCCUGCGACAUCUCCAGCCGCUCAGCUUGGUCUUCAGAGCAGAGCAGAGUCCGUCUGCACAGGAAUGGUGGAUCACCUGCCUCUUGGUGAGGAGACCUUCCUGUACUAUUCUGGCUCGCCCGGGUCCGACCGCAGCUGCCGGUGCCGCGGCGCCGGCGCGUCGCCGGGCGCCAUGGCGCUCGACGGCGGCCUCUACGAGCGCCAGCGCGCCCGCCGGGGGGCCGCGCUCGCCUCCCCCCCCCGCGCCUCGGACGACGACCUCAGCGACUCCCCGAGCCCGCGCUCCUCGCUCUGCUCCAGCCCCGAGUCCUCGUCGCCGGCGGCGCGCCGCUCCCAGGGCUUCGGCAGCUGCGGCUCGUCCGGAGGAGAGAGUCAGGACAGUCUGCUGGACCUCCUGCUGUCACAGGCGUCCGUCCACAGCGCGGCCCCUCUACCCUCGGCCUCCCCGCCCUCCUCGUCCUUCCAGCCGGCUCCUCUUCCACCCAUGGGCCUGUCCUGGGAGUCCAAGAAGGAGCACCGGCUGAGUCUGGUCCAUCCGCAGCCCAAAGAGGACUCCGGCGAGUUCCCCGUUUUCCUGGAUGAGCUGCAGGACCCGACGGCCUUUCUCUUCCAGCCCACUCUGGAGGAGAUCGAGGAGUUCCUGGAGGAGAACAUGGUGGCGGCACUGGAGAAGGAGGAGGAGGGGAGUGACGAGGCCCUGUCAUCACUGUCAGAGGAUGCUGAGAAACAGAACUCGGACCAGACGGUGCCCGUGGCUCAGUCUCCUCUGUCUGUUUACGCAGAGGCGAAUCCCGCGUCCUGCGCGUCCGACGCGGACGAGUCGCCAUCGACAGUGGACGCUAGUUGCGUGUCGACUUCAAGCGGUGCCGCCGACGACAUCAAAGCGGAGCGCGGGUCACCUCCGGGCUCCUCGGACGGCGCCGGCGCUGCCCCCGGCGUGCCUGUCAUCCUGCAGAUCCAGCCUCUACAGGUCAAGCAGGAACCCAGCCCCGGUGCCAUAUCGGACGGCGCCGCCCAGCACAGCCAAGGCCCGGCCGUGUCCGACAUCAAGAUCACCCAGCUCCUGGUCAACAUCCAGGGCCAGACCUUUGCCCUGGUGCCUCAGCUGCUUUCCCCAGCGAACAUUAGUGGCCUGGGCAAAACCGGGACCGCGGCCUCCUCCAGAUUUGUCCGCAUCGCGCCCGUGCCGAUCGCCGCCAAGCCCCUCGGGCUCGGGGAAUGCGGCCUGGGCAGAGGUCCGGCCGCGGGGGUCCUCGGCGGGGGCCAGAGGUACCAGAAGAGCGCGGUGGCGGACCUCAUCAAAAUGCACAAGUGCUCCUUCCCCGGCUGCAAUAAGAUGUACACCAAGAGCAGCCACCUCAAGGCCCACCUGAGGAGGCACACGGGGGAGAAGCCCUUCGCCUGCACGUGGCCCGGCUGCGGAUGGAGAUUCUCCCGGUCCGACGAGCUGUCCCGGCACCGCCGCUCCCACUCCGGAGUGAAACCGUACCAGUGCAUCGUCUGCGAGAAGAAGUUCGCCCGCAGCGAUCACCUGUCGAAACACCUCAAAGUCCACCGCUUUCCACGAAGCAGCAGGACAGGGCGCUCUGCAAACUGAACCCGCGGACCCCGCGCUGACGGACUGACGUUGGGGCGGGGGGGCAGGGGGGCUGUGACCAUGUGUGUGUGUGUGUGUGUGUGUGCGUGUGUGUGUGUGUGUGUGCGUGUGUGUGCGUGUGUGUGUGUGAAAUGAAAAGCAGAGUGGGGGAGUGAAAGGAAUCCGUGCAGGACUCAUGCGAACAUGUACGUGUGAUGUACGUUCAUGGUACUGUGAUAAUUUAUUCGGUGGCAAGGAAAAGACUGUAGGAACUAAGACAGACAACUGUUACUUGACAUGACACCAUCGCAGGUGGAAUAAGCUUCUUGAAUAUUUUGUGUCUUAGCUGAUCUAAUUUUGAAAAAUGAACAAAAACAAGAUUUGGUAUUCAAACUACAGUAUUUUUACACUUUGAGGUUUGCUUUAUUGCUGAUGUUUGAUUCCAAAGCCUUAUAUCAGUACUAGUUGUAACACUGGGGAGUUCCUCUAAAGCUUUAACCCCCAGUUUUAUCCCUUCCAGGAGCCAAAUAGUUUAAAGUUAUAUUAGCGUAAUGGCUUGAAUUUAAUUUGUUGCCUGGCAACAAGCGCUUACUGGACAUACUGUUAGGAUCCAUGAGAGCUAUGGGGGGUUUCAUGUAAUUAUUUCUCGACUGAUUGCAGACUAAAUGAUGCAUCAUCAACAUUCCUUCCUUCAGCUUUGCAUCUUUUUGUUGUCUUUGAGUCUCGGUGCAGAAAAAACAAAAACUGUUGUAACCUCAAACACAAGAACAAAGCUCGUGUUGAAUUACUGCUCACCAACAAAGAUCACGACACUAUAUAAUUUGCACUGGCACACAUGAAACUUCGAGUAUUUCGAGGACUUUGUGUAGUUGUUUUGUGGUCUCGACGCCUUUUUUUGUGUGAUAGUUGGUUGAAAGACUGUUUAUCAGAGUAGUGUUUCUGGAUCAAAACAGAUUCGGGGGGAGCAGCUACAUUUGAUAAUCGUCCACACAGCAAACCAGUGUUGAAAACAACGAUUCUCAGAAACAUGUUUGUUCUGUUCUCAGCUCACUACAACAUGUUUCUACUUCUGUGCCAUUAUUUUGAAGCCAUAUGACGUCGCUGCUGCCACAAAUGUGUUAAAUAAUCCAGAACGGUGCAUUUCCAUCACUGAGAGGCACAAAGCAAACAAAACAAACCUCUUUUCUCUCUCGCCUUUUUUCUUGCCAGGUUCAUGUACAAUAGUUGCUCCAUCUUUUAGCCAAUUUCAGUGCAGAUGACCUUAACUAGAACACUUGUUGUGUUUAUGAACCAUUUGCUUAUAAUGCCAUAAUAUACUGUACAGGCAGUGAAACAACUGAGGGGAACUGUUGCUGCGAAUGGCAGUGAAUGUUAAAUCUUUGCAUAACAGUAGCAGACGUAUGUAGUCAGCAAACACACCCACACCCGUGUCCACACCCGUAACAGCGAGGUUGUCACACCAGACCGAGUGAGACGGGAGCAGCAAAGCACCUGAAUGUAGAAAGGGAGGAGUGUCUCGUUGCUCUUGAAUGAAAGUAGAAAAGGUAUAUUUAUUAGGCAUCAUCCUGAGGUGAAGCGUUGCAGAAUGUGGAUCAAAGAUGAAUUGAAAGCGUAGCAAAAUUGUGUUUUUUGUGUCCUUGUCUAAUGCCCUGAAACAUAAUUAGGUGCCUUUUGUCGUGCACUGUAAGAGAACAGUCACGUGCAUCGUCCUGCGUCUCGGUUGGAUUCAUUGGAGAGAAACUAAGCGCCAGCUUGGUUUCUGUGCCACGAGGUCGGGGAUCACUUGACAACAUUCUGCGCUUAAAUGGAGCGAAGAGAAGACAUUGGAGUCGGAAUCGAGUUUCAGGUCUUUCUGGAAAAGUUCACUGACUCUUACAAGGGCUGACGAGUUUUCGGCACGUAGCGCGGAGGACGUGUGCUCACUCUGUCAGGCAUUCCUGCCACGCAAUCACGAGACACACUUUUGUGAAUGGGUGUCACGUGCGCGCCCAUGAAUGUAUGUAAAUACUGUAAAUGCACCUGAAGGAAAAGCUGAAACCUUCUAGUGAUUUCUGGGAGUGUGAGUGAUUUUUUUAAAAUAUGUAAAGUGUACAUAACGAUAAUUCAAAUGUAUAGCAUAAGAGUUGGGGAACUUUUUAGUCGGGUGUUUAUGCGACAUGUUUAGAAAGACUGGUGAAAUGUUUCAUGGUACGUCCACUGACUGGCAUUCAGAAAAAGUCACAUGUAGCAUCAUGAUUGUGAAACUUUUAUAAGUCGUUUUCAAAUGUGUUCUGUAAACACUGUACAAAAAAAGUUGCUAAAAAUGUUAUAUUUUUGCUCUUGUUCUAUGUAAAACACAUUUACAAUAAAAAAAUUAUAAAUUAAAAAUGUUUUCUGUUGGUAAAAAUUAGUUUGAAAACAAAAAAAGCGUACUUAACUGUCGGCAGCUUUUAUACAAUCAGAAAACCAAAAUGUCAGCCUGCAGUAAAUUUCAACAUGACAAACAUCUGAGUGUAGAAAAAACAAGUUUGUAUGAAGCAAAGUAUGAAGUCGAUUUAUCUUCCAAGUAGAGCAGCAGUGGCGGUUCUACCUCGUGGAGGCUUGGGGGCAUCCUCCAAACCCGUCUCCUCAGUUUCUGAGGCAGCGGAUGUGCAAUAAAAUGACAAAUAUGCCCAUAAGAUGUUGAAAGACUGAAGCAAACAAUAUACAGAAAAACAGUAAUUAUAAGUGGAUUUCAAAACUUGUGUAACAUAUUUUGCUCGUAGCUUAAUUAAAAGCUUCACACAUUGUUGACUGGCC
Betta splendens (Siamese fighting fish) is the source of this 4584-nucleotide messenger RNA. Its product is annotated as Krueppel-like factor 15. The transcript has 3 exons. The record is from RefSeq and is a predicted model, not a curated record. Bases 295 to 1827 code for a protein of 510 amino acids. Gene Ontology annotation, molecular function: DNA-binding transcription factor activity, RNA polymerase II-specific; RNA polymerase II cis-regulatory region sequence-specific DNA binding. Lineage: Eukaryota; Metazoa; Chordata; Actinopteri; Anabantiformes; Osphronemidae. Gene Ontology annotation, biological process: regulation of transcription by RNA polymerase II.